Messenger RNA from Laccaria bicolor S238N-H82, 3126 nucleotides. RefSeq lists its product as uncharacterized. The transcript is spliced from 24 exons. The coding region runs from base 1 to 3126 and encodes 1041 amino acids. NCBI's taxonomy places the organism in Eukaryota, Fungi, Basidiomycota, Agaricomycetes, Agaricales, Hydnangiaceae. The record is from RefSeq and is a predicted model, not a curated record.
AUGCCUCUCUCAAGGAUCUCCUACGUGCUUUCAGUGCUCACUGUUAUUCCUUUAUCUUUUGCCUCACAACACAUUCAUUCAAGGCAUCACCGUCGCCAAAGCCUCACUGUCCCUACUACUCUUCCCAACACAUGGACCUCGCAAGGAUGCGUCACUGAUUCUGUCGGUGCGCGAACCUUAGGGGGCGCGUCGUACACCGAUGGUGCUGGCAUGACGAUUGAGUCAUGCAUCGCUUUCUGUGAUUCAAAAUCUUUCACCUUUUCUGGGGUGGAAUAUAGCGAUCAAUGCUACUGCGGAAACUCAAUACUAAUUGGAGCAGUCAACGCGACCGAAUCUGACUGCAAUAUGCCAUGCGCUGGAGAUUCUGCCGAGCCAUGUGGUGCUGCCAAUCGUCUUAACGUAUUUUGGAAUGGCAAAAGCUCUUCUGCCCCCAUCAUCGUCCCUAGCGUUGGGAACUGGGUUUCACUCGGAUGCUAUAGUGAUAACGUUGAUGGGCGAGCCCUUCCUAUUGCAGGUGCGGUCACUGGUCAGGUCACUAUCGAAUCAUGCACUACUGCCUGCUUCAACGCCGGAUAUCAAUUCUCUGGGGCGGAAUACGCUGACGAAUGUUAUUGCAAUACCGCAAUCGUCAAUGGUGGAGCACCAGCAGAGGCAGGGGACUGCAAUAUGCUCUGCGCUGGCAACAGCACCGAGUACUGUGGAGGACCAAAUAGGCUCAACAUGUACAACUAUACCGGCACCGAUCUUCCAACAAUUACCGGUGGCGGAGGUGGGGGUGGAGGAGGAGGUGGUGGUGGUGGUGGUGGUGGUGGUGGUAAAACCACGACCGUUUUCCCAGUUCUUACGGGCCUUCCAACAAACUGGGCUUAUAAUGCUUGUUGGGUAGAUAAUGCAUUUGGUCGAAUCGGCCCUGUCACAAUCGCCGGAAAUCCAGCCAACACCGUUGAGCUCUGCAUAAAUGAAUGCAUAUCGCAAGGUUACACCCUCGCCGGAAUGGAAUACGCUGAUGAAUGCUAUUGCGGUGAUAAUAUUGUUGCCGGAGCUGUUAUCGCGACGGAUAACGACUGUAAUAUGGGAUGUGCAGGAAACGCUACGGAAGCUUGUGGUGGGCCUAACCGUCUGUCGGUCUAUUCUAAUGAGACUGUGGUGGCCUUGCCCGUUCCGGUUGCCCAGAAGACUGACCUUCCAGGAAGUUGGACAUACGCAGGAUGUUUAAGGGAACCCACCACGACCAAGAUGUUCCCUAAUCAAAUCAUUUGGCCUGGGAACAAUUCUGCUGUGGCUUGCAUGAACCAGUGCGCUGCAUUUGGGUACCCUGCAUCCGGUGUUGAAUAUGGCGAAGAAUGCUAUUGUGGUGAUAUCACAGAUGUUGCCGCAAACGACGGCGUUUUCGGAGCAGAGUCCGAGUGCACAAUGCCUUGUCCUGGCGACCCUCUUCAUCUUUGUGGCGCAGGAAAUCGUCUCAACACUUAUUUCUGGAGUGGCACUUUGAAUGUCUGGCACACGCCAACUAACAUUGGCCGAUAUGAGUUCUUUGUUCCUGGUGUUGUUGUUCCCUUGAUCGCAACUCUUGGUAGAAACGGUAAAGUCACUUUCCUCGAAAAAGGUGGUACUGGCUUCCCUAACUCCACGGGCGCAUACGAGUUGGAUCUCAGCCUAUCAAGCAACUUUUCGGCCAUGUGGCGAGAGAUGCACAUCAAAACCGACGUCUUUUGCUCCGGAAGCAUUGUUAUGCCGGACAAAGCAGCCCGCAUCAUCAAUGUGGGUGGAUGGUCUUUGGACUCAACCUUUGGUGUUCGGAUGUACACGCCCGAUGGAGGACCCGGCGUGAACUCGACUAAUGAUUGGGAGGAGGAUCGGCAAGAGCUUUCGCUUCAACGUCAGCGCUGGUACCCAACGGCAGCAACUUUGUCUAAUGGCACAAUCAUGGUUAUUGGCGGAGAGACAGGAAGCAAUGCGUCUCCCGAACCCAACAUGGAAAUUCUUCCCAAACCUGCUGGAGGUGAAACCGUGAUUUUUCUUGAGUGGCUCAAUCGAACCGACCCCAACAAUCUAUAUCCCUUCGUCAUCAUCCUUCCCAGUACUCACGUCUUCGUUGCUUACUAUAAUGAGGCCCGGAUCCUUGAUCCAGUCACAUUCGACACGAUACUCCAGCUCCCGAACAUCCCUGGUGCCGUCAACGAUUUCCUCGCUGGCCGUACAUAUCCUCUAGAGGGUUCGGCGGUUCCCCUUCCACAACAUGCACCCUAUACAGACCCACUUGAGGUUUUGAUUUGUGGUGGAUCUACUAUUGGUGCUGGAAUCGCACUAGACAACUGCGUGACUAUUGCUCCGGAGGCUUCGAACCCCACAUGGACAUUAGAAAGGAUGGCAAGUCGGCCCUCUUCCAAGAUCUGGCCUCACAAUCCUGACUACGUUUCGCAGCCUUCCAAGCGUGUUAUGCCAUGCAUGGUCGCCUUGCCGGACGGUACUUACAUGAUAAUGAACGGAGCUCACCAAGGAGUCGCAGGUUUUGGUUUAGCUAACGACCCGAACUUCAAUGCUGUCUUAUACGACCCGACCCUGCCCGUUGGCCAACGCAUGGCCAUCCUCAACAGCACUAUCGUCGCCCGCAUGUAUCAUUCAGAGGCGAUUCUGUUACCUGACGGACGUAUUCUUGUCUCAGGUUCUGAUCCUCAAACCAAUAACCCUGAUGGCACCGUCAAGUAUCCAGAAGAAUUCCGCAUUGAGGUUUACAUUCCACCAUACCUCAAUCAAGGAUUUCAGCAACCAACCUUUACGGCCCCGAACACCGAUUGGGCUUAUGGUGAAACAGUCACUAUCACAAACGUGCAGCUUUUCCAGGGAACCACCGCGACAUUGCGCGUAUCCCUUAUUGCUGCUACAUCGAGUACCCACGGAAACACUAUGGGAGCGCGGACGAUCUUCCCCGCCUUCUCAUGUUCCGGAACCAUAUGUACAAUCACUGCACCUCCGAAUGCCGGCGUCUCACCACCAGGUUGGCACCAGCUAUUCAUUUUAGAUGGACCAACGCCCUCCCAUUCAACCUGGGUCCGUAUUGGAGGAGAUCCAUCGCAAUUGGGCAACUGGCCACAGCUCCGAGGUUUCACCACCCCCGGUAUCUAA